CUUCCCCAUGCCGCCGCGGCAGCGAGGCCAAGUCAGCUGAGCUCCCCAAUCCAGCAGCUCGCGCGACCGCCACGGCACCAGAGCGCCACCACCCUACAAAUACGCGCCCGCCCACCUGGCACUGGCAAACCGCGCAGCACAAACCCCACGAGCCACGAGAGCACUCCCCCCCGGGCCGCGCCAGCACGGCACGACACGCCGCCGCCGCCAUGGCGAUCCGGAUGAGCAACAAUGUGAUCGGCGCGCUGAACGUGGUGGCGCUGCUGCUCUCGGUCCCCGUCCUCGCCGCGGGCGUCUGGCUGCGGUCCCGCGCCGACGGCACCGGGUGCGACCACUUCCUCUCCACCCCGACCGUCGCGCUGGGCGCGGCGCUCGCGGCCGUCUCCCUCGCGGGGCUCGCCGGCGCCUGCUGCCGCGCCACCUGGCUGGUCUGGCUCUACCUCCUAGCCAUGCUCGCGCUCGCCGCCGCGCUGCUCUGCUUCACCGCCUUCGCCCUCGCCGUCACCAGCAGGGGGGCCGGGGACGGGGGCUGGCACGACUCAGCCUGGCUGCGGCGCCACGUCGAGGGGAGCAGGAGCUGGAGCAGGGUCCGGAGCUGCCUCGCCGACGCCGGCGUGUGCAAGCGCCUCGAGAAGGAAGGCGGCAAGGGCAAGGAGGAGGAGGCGGCGGCGCUGGCCCGGCUCGCUGGCCGCGGCGUGUCGCCGGUCGAGUCCGGGUGCUGCAGGCCGCCCGCGAGCUGCAACUUCACGUACGCGGGGAGCGGGGAGUGGACCAGGCCCGUCGGGAGGGGUCCCGCGCCGCCGGCCGACCCGGACUGCGCCAGGUGGGACAACGACGGCGACAAGCUCUGCUACGGGUGCCAGUCGUGCAAGGCCAGCGUGGAGGUCGAGCUCCGGCGGGACUGGAAGCGCGCCGCCGUCUUCAACGCCGUCUUCCUCGCCUUCAUCGUGGUCGUCUGCGCCCUCAGCUGCUGCGCCUUCAGGAACAGCCGCAAGGACAACUUCGCCUACCACAGCAGCCGCGGCGGAUGGAAUCGAGCCGGAGACGCAUAAUCGAACUGCUAACCUGUAGCCCAUGGAGAAGCACGAGUGGCUGCUGCCGCUGCUGCAGGGUCUCCCUAUGAUCGGUGUUAGUUUAGCCUAGCAUUUGUAGCUUGUAUAGGAUCUGGAUAUCUUAAUUUCCUUUUCCACUUUGUUCAUACAUAUAAUAUGACUUGCUUAUACUCCGUAGUAAAUUAGCAGUGUAGUACGCUAAAAAUCGCCAAUUUCAGAAUGGUAGCCGUCUAGAUGGGAAUGGCUCUCCAGAUACCCAGUUUGGAGCGGAACAAUCUGGGCAAUAGUUCAACUCUGAUCAUACUCUUCCCCUGAAUCACUUCUAUGUUAGCUGAA
Panicum virgatum (switchgrass) is the source of this 1388-nucleotide messenger RNA. Its product is annotated as tetraspanin-8-like. The transcript has a single exon. The record is from RefSeq and is a predicted model, not a curated record. Gene Ontology annotation, cellular component: plasma membrane; plasmodesma. Gene Ontology annotation, biological process: auxin-activated signaling pathway. Bases 210 to 1052 code for a protein of 280 amino acids. Lineage: Eukaryota; Viridiplantae; Streptophyta; Magnoliopsida; Poales; Poaceae.